This is a messenger RNA of Rhopilema esculentum, 1829 nucleotides long. Its product is annotated as transcription initiation factor IIB. The record is from RefSeq and is a predicted model, not a curated record. Gene Ontology annotation, biological process: transcription initiation at RNA polymerase II promoter; transcription preinitiation complex assembly. Lineage: Eukaryota; Metazoa; Cnidaria; Scyphozoa; Rhizostomeae; Rhizostomatidae. Gene Ontology annotation, molecular function: TBP-class protein binding; RNA polymerase II general transcription initiation factor activity. Gene Ontology annotation, cellular component: nucleus; transcription preinitiation complex.
AUUUCAAAUCGAGGCUAUUUACUAGGGUUUUUAUUUCAUACUAGCAAACUUGUUGAUGAACAUCACUAGACGUAAAGAAGUAAAGAAAAAGAUACAGCAAUAUGUCUAGAAGAAAGGCUGGAAACACAUUAAUUUGCCCCAACCAUCCUAAUGCUACAUUACUUGAAGACUACAGAGCUGGUGACAUGGUUUGCCCAGAAUGUGGACUAGUUGUGGGAGACAGGGUGAUAGAUGUUGGCUCUGAGUGGAGGACAUUUAGCAAUGAAAGUAACUCUACUGACAGAUCACGUGUGGGGGCAUCAGAGAAUCAUUUACUGGAUGGAAAUGAUUUAUCAACCAUGGUUGGGAGUGAUAGGAACUCAGGGUCUGCUGCAGAUUUUCGGUCUUAUUCAAAGUACCAAAACACAAGAAGUGGGACAAGUGGGUCAGACCGAAGUCUCUUAAAUGCAUUUAGAGAAAUUACUAUCAUGGCUGACAGGAUAAAUUUACCUGCGAAAAUUGUGGACAGAGCAAAGACAUUGUUUAAACAAGUCCAUGACCAAAAGACAUUAAAGGGCAGAAGCAAUGAUGCUAUUGCGUCUGCGUGCCUUUUUAUUGCUUGCAGGCAAGAAGGGGUUCCACGGACAUUCAAAGAAAUCUGUGCCAUUAGUAAAAUUUCAAAGAAAGAGAUUGGUCGUUGUUUCAAAUUGAUCUUAAGGGCACUGGAAACAAGUGUUGAUCUUAUAACAUCAGGAGAUUUCAUGUCACGUUUCUGUUCAAAUCUUGGACUACCUUCAUCAGUGCAGCGAGCUGCUAGUUAUAUUGCAAAACGUGCUGUAGAGUUAGAUCUUGUUCCUGGCCGCAGUCCAGUGUCAGUUGCAGCAGCCACAAUUUACCUGGCAUCACAAGCAUCAGAAGACAAACGUACACAAAAAGAUAUUGGUGAUAUUGCUGGUGUAGCAGAAGUUACAAUUCGUCAAUCAUACAAACUCCUUCUACCUAAAGCUGCUGAACUGUUUCCACCAGACUUCAAGUUCCAUACACCAGUAGAGAGUCUCCCACCUGCUUGAUAGUUAUCAAUACAUUAAUUGUUAACAGUAACAUUUUGGUUUAAUGUAAGAUCAUUUUGGUCUUCAGGGUAAAUCUGCUAUGCCCUGUGUGCUGAACAUUUUUCUCAAAAUAUUCUGUGCACCAAUGGCUUAGAUUCACUUGUGCCAAGUGUAUACUGACAGUUUCAGCAUUAGCACACCACUAAUUUUAUUUGCCAUGUCAAAGACUAUACUUCACCCUGGAUUGGUCUCUGGUAUUGAGCAAAAUAUACAAUAAUGUCAACAACUGAUGUGGUUAGUGACUGAUACUCAAAGCUUUAAGCAAAAGUUUUUUGAACAGUUUAAUGUAAUUUGCUGUUGUACACAAUGUGUAACUUUUGGUAAAACAAUCUGUAAAAAAUUCAACAUUACAUACAGAAGAUUUCGAGGUAGUUUCCUUUUUUCUGUGUAAUUUGGAAGAUUCGAUAUCCUCAAUGUUGACUAAUUUAAAUGGUUUUCACAGCUUUUCUUAAAAAUAAAGCUUUGCAACGUUUGUUGAUGUUGAAAAAUUACUUGUAUUAUAAAAAAUGUUGAUAUGUUUUCUAAUAUAGAAAAAUAGUGAACUUCAAUUUUACACGCUAGAAUAUAUAGCAUAAGCAAGUCAAUGUUCCUUUGUUUGUCAAAUUGCAGCAAUAAUAACUUUUAAAUUAAAUUCACUAGAAUCAUUACUUAAUUCUAUAUACAAAGAGACAUAUUUUGUUAAUUUACUUCUAUGUUAUACUGACAAAAGCAGAGAGAAAUAUUUACAAAAAAACAGGUUAC